AUGGAAUUAUUUACACACCUGACCCUAAGCACACUCUUAAUUGUAUCCAUUUUCCAAAUAAACCUACUAACAAACUUCAUCCAAGCCACAAGAUUACAUAAUAGCCACAAUGACAGUGCUGAUGGGGACGAUAUAAGAGAUGACAAUGGGGACGAAACGAUUAAUGAUGUUGAAUCAGAUGAUGGAUAUACUCAUUAUGAAACAGAUGAAGAUUUAUAUGAAGGAAUAGAUGAAAUAUUUUUGCAACGUGACAGUCCCAAUAGAAAAUAUGGAUGCAGCGUCAAAAACGCAAAGAAAUUCAAAUGCGAACAUCCAUCUAUGGAGACAGAAGAUGAUUCUUGUUACAUAACAGAACUUUGUGCCAUUUGGGAUGGAAAAAGGAAUGACUGGCUUACCCAGGAAGAGAUUGAGAAUGCCUCACUCAAGCAGUUACCCAAGGAAACCACAACUGAAGCAGAAGAGAAUCUAAUAAUACCGGAAGAUACAGAUAAUGAUGAAGAUGAUGAAACUGUAUAUAGUGAAACUGAAGAUACUGAUGUUGAUGAAUUUGUUGCGCAAGAUGAAGAUAUAUACCAUGAACUAGAUGAAUUAUCUGAAGAUGGGGAUGAUAAAUCUGACUAUAGUGAUGUCAUAAACCCGUAUAUUCACACACCUGGCACUGAUGAUGAGGAUAAUGCUGUUGGCCCUGGUGAUAAAAAUAGACGUAUAAAUAACCAUGAUAUUGACUAUAAUGAUGACAGAGAUAAUCCAGAUGAUGAAAGUAUUGCUGAUGGUCCAGGAGGCAGUAUACCUUCAGUGCCUAGAAGGGAAGAAUUAGAGGAUGAUGAAAGUAUUGCUGAUGGCCCAGGAGGCAGUAUACCUUCAGUACCUAGAAGGGAAGAAUUAGAGGAUGGCGAAGAAGAUAUGGAAAACAAUAGGCGUUAUCAUGGGCCCGAGCAUGAAUUUGAAGAGAUAAUACCUGGUAAUGAUAGGCCCGAGGAUACCUAUUCUGAAGGGAAUUAUGACAGAGAUGAUCUAUAUAAUGAUGACAGAGAUAAUCCAGAUGAUGAAAGUAUUGCUGAUGGUCCAGGAGGCAGUAUACCUUCAGUGCCUAGAAGGGAAGAAUUAGAGGAUGGCGAAGAAGAUAUGGAAAACAAUAGGCGUUAUCAUGGGCCCGAGCAUGAAUUUGAAGAGAUAAUACCUGGUAAUGAUAGGCCCGAGGAUACCUAUUCUGAAGGGAAUUAUGACAGAGAUGAUCUAUAUAAUGAUGACAGAGAUAAUCCAGAUGAUGAAAGUAUUGCUGAUGGCCCAGGAGGCAGUAUACCUUCAGUGCCUAGAAGGGAAGAAUUAGAGGAUGAUGAAAGUAUUGCUGAUGGUCCAGGAGGCAGUAUACCUUCAGUGCCUAGAAGGGAAGAAUUAGAGGAUGAUGAAAGUAUUGCUGAUGGCCCAGGAGGCAGUAUACCUUCAGUACCUAGAAGGGAAGAAUUAGAGGAUGAUGAAAGUAUUGCUGAUGGUCCAGGAGGCAGUAUACCUUCAGUGCCUAGAAGGGAAGAAUUAGAGGAUGAUGAAAGUAUUGCUGAUGGCCCAGGAGGCAGUAUACCUUCAGUACCUAGAAGGGAAGAAUUAGAGGAUGAUGAAAGUAUUGCUGAUGGCCCAGGAGGCAGUAUACCUUCAGUGCCUAGAAGGGAAGAAUUAGAGGAUGAUGAAAGUAUUGCUGAUGGUCCAGGAGGCAGUAUACCUUCAGUGCCUAGAAGGGAAGAAUUAGAGGAUGAUGAAAGUAUUGCUGAUGGUCCAGGAGGCAGUAUACCUUCAGUGCCUAGAAGGGAAGAAUUAGAGGAUGAUGAAAGUAUUGCUGAUGGUCCAGGAGGCAGUAUACCUUCAGUGCCUAGAAGGGAAGAAUUAGAGGAUGAUGAAAGUAUUGCUGAUGGUCCAGGAGGCAGUAUACCUUCAGUGCCUAGAAGGGAAGAAUUAGAGGAUGAUGAAAGUAUUGCUGAUGGUCCAGGAGGCAGUAUACCUUCAGUGCCUAGAAGGGAAGAAUUAGAGGAUGAUGAAAGUAUUGCUGAUGGCCCAGGAGGCAGUAUACCUUCAGUACCUAGAAGGGAAGAAUUAGAGGAUGGCGAAGAAGAUAUGGAAAACAAUAGGCGUUAUCAUGGGCCCGAGCAUGAAUUUGAAGAGAUAAUACCUGGUAAUGAUAGGCCCGAGGAUACCUAUUCUGAAGGGAAUUAUGACAGAGAUGAUCUAUAUAAUGAUGACAGAGAUAAUCCAGAUGAUGAAAGUAUUGCUCAUAAAAAUGGUAGUGAAGAUGACUCAAGAGAGAAUCUAAAUUUAAAUCCUUCAGAUACUAGAGAUAUACCCCGUGUAACUAAUAGUGGUGAUAUGGCUGAUAAAGGCCCCAAUGGUCAAGAUGAUGGUAGGGAUGAUAUAGGUACUGGCCUUCACGAUAGUAGUACCCCUAAUGGAAAAAAUCUUAGGGGUGACAAUAAUCAACCAGAUGAUGAUCAACCUGAAAAUAUAUCUGACGAUUCAACUCCCUCUGCUGAUGAUUUAUAUGAAUUGCCCAAACCAUAUGAUCAAAAAUCUGAUCAAAUUGAGCAAAAGAAUAGCGCCAAAGAUAGAAGAGCCGAUCCACUUGACUAUAGUUCGUACCCUUCCAAAUACAAAAAAUGUCUACAGAAUUUACGGCUAUUCAGGGCCCAAAAUAAUUGCCUCAAGGCAAAAGUUAGCAGGUCUACUUAUCGCAAUUGUAUUAAGAAUAGAAUCACAAAGUAA
Babesia microti strain RI is the source of this 2748-nucleotide messenger RNA. RefSeq lists its product as hypothetical. The record is from RefSeq and is a predicted model, not a curated record. The transcript has a single exon. The coding region runs from base 1 to 2748 and encodes 915 amino acids. NCBI's taxonomy places the organism in Eukaryota, Apicomplexa, Aconoidasida, Piroplasmida, Babesiidae.